This is a messenger RNA of Eimeria tenella, 1302 nucleotides long. RefSeq names its product calcium-dependent protein kinase 3. The record is from RefSeq and is a predicted model, not a curated record. The transcript has 11 exons. Gene Ontology annotation, cellular component: cytoplasm; nucleus. Gene Ontology annotation, biological process: intracellular signal transduction; peptidyl-serine phosphorylation; protein autophosphorylation. NCBI's taxonomy places the organism in Eukaryota, Apicomplexa, Conoidasida, Eucoccidiorida, Eimeriidae. Gene Ontology annotation, molecular function: calcium ion binding; ATP binding; calcium/calmodulin-dependent protein kinase activity. Bases 1 to 1302 code for a protein of 433 amino acids.
AUGCAGCGAGCAGUCAAGACCAUCAGCAAAGCCCAAGUCCGAAGCAUCGAGCGCUUCCGCAGGGAAAUCGACAUCAUGAAAAGCCUGGAUCACCCGAAUGUGGUGAAACUAUUUGAGACAUUUGAAGACCACAGAAACAUUUAUCUCGUCAUGGAAUUGUGUGAAGGCGGCGAGCUGUUUGACCGCAUUAUUGCAGAAGGUCACUUCACAGAAAAAAGAGCAGCACUUUUAAUGCGACAAGUCUUUUCUGCUGUUAAUUAUUUGCACUCCAACCACAUUAUGCACCGGGAUUUAAAACCCGAAAACUUUCUCUUCUUGAGCACCGCGAGAGACAGCCCUCUAAAGAUCAUCGACUUCGGACUGUCUUGCCGCUUCAAGCCGGGGGAGUUCGUUUCCACGAAGGCCGGCACGCCGUACUACGUGGCCCCGCAGGUGCUCGAGGGCCGCUACGACUACCGCUGCGACGCCUGGAGCCUCGGCGUGAUUCUCUACAUUUUGCUUUGCGGCUUUCCGCCCUUCUACGGCGACACCGACGCCGAAGUCCUCGCGCAAGUCAAGGCGGGCGCGUACUCUUUCGCGGGCCCGGAGUGGCGGCGCGUCUCGGACGAGGGCAAAGACCUCAUCCGCAGGCUGCUCAAGAUCAACCCCGACGAGCGACUGUCCGUGGAAGAUGCUCUCCACCAUCCCUGGAUGAUGAGUCUAGCCCAGAGCAGCCAGAAUGUGCCUUUGCCUGUGACCCUCAUGGCGAACCUCAAGGGUUUCCGUGCUCAAAACCGGCUCAAGAAGGCGGCCUUGACAGUCAUCGCGCAGCACAUGACGGACUCCGACAUAGACCAUUUGCGAAAGAUUUUCAUUUCUCUUGACGUCGACAACUCCGGCACUUUGUCCGUGCAGGAAGUGGCCGAGGGCCUGAAACGUCUUGGCUGGACAGAAAUCCCUGCAGACUUGCAGGCGAUCAUGGAAGAUGUGGACUCAGACAAAUCGGGACACAUUGACUACACCGAGUUCAUCGCCGCAACGAUGGACAGAAAACUUUACAUGAAAGAAGAUGUUUGCUGGGCUGCCUUCAGAGUCUUUGACUUGGAUGGCAACGGGAAGAUCUCGCAAGACGAGCUGCGCCAGGUGCUGGGAAUGCCCAAGGUGCAAGGGGCUGUGGGCAGCGAGACGAUAGCUGCGUUGCUGAAGGAGGUGGACUUGAACGGCGACGGAGAGAUCGACUUUGAGGAGUUUAUGCACAUGAUGCGGAAACGAACUCCCGGCGAAGCGCAGCAGAGAGAACCGAAAAAGAAGAGCAGCAAAUGA